Messenger RNA from Solanum tuberosum (potato), 913 nucleotides. RefSeq lists its product as uncharacterized. The transcript is spliced from 3 exons. The coding region runs from base 11 to 505 and encodes 164 amino acids. NCBI's taxonomy places the organism in Eukaryota, Viridiplantae, Streptophyta, Magnoliopsida, Solanales, Solanaceae. The record is from RefSeq and is a predicted model, not a curated record.
AAAUUCUAUAAUGGAACGUACAUGGAAUAAGGUGGCAUCCACUUUAUACUCCAAGAAAAUGUAUAUUUGGCGAAAAGAUACAGUCAAACCAAAUUUUGUUUUGGAGGAUAUUUGGAGAAGCUGGAAGACGCAUUGGGCCUCAGAUGAAUGGAUGGAUAAAUCUCGUAUCGCCACUCGAAAUCGAUGUAGUGAGAUUGGUGGACUAGGCACUGGUCCAAGCAAGCAUACCGGUGGUUCUAGAUCAACAGUGGAGCAUACUAUAAAAUUGGCAAUAGAACUACGUCGUCCACCAAAUUCGUGGGAUAUAUUUAAGAAGUUGCAUAAAAGAAAGGAUGGAAGCUUUGUUGAUGCCAAGUCUAAAUGCAUUAAUGAUAAAAUGGAGGUUGUCUUAGCUGCUGCUCUUUCUAGCUCCUCAGAUGAUUCACAAGAAGUUCAAGAACUUGAUAUAAAUAGCUUAUACUUUGAUGUUGUGGGUGGAGAAAAACACGACGUGUGUAUGGUUUAGGCUCUCAAGGUUUGGCGUUGUAUCAAGAUCAAAAUUCUAUCACUUCGCGCAAUUUACAUGCGGUGUCUAAUGAUGUUGCUGAAGAGCGCAUUAAACUACUUGAGGAAGAAGUGUUGCAUAUGAGAGAAAAUCAAGAGAGAAUUCUUCAAGAACGUUUAGAGGCAGAGGUGCAACAACGAGUAGAGCACGCGGUCUCGCGUUUGAGGCAACAAAGUGAUGAUUGAUUCAAGUCUAUGGAGGAACGAUGGUCUCGCAUGCUGAGCGAGAUGGCGUUAUCCUCACGCUCAUCUAGUAAUCCUUCUCCUUAAUAGGAAAUGACCAAAUGUUUAUGUGUUUAAAUAUUUGUACACUUUUGCUUAUUGAAGUUGUGCUUUGACAUGUUUUAACUUCAUAAUUUUGUAUUAUAAA